Molecule: messenger RNA, 12655 nt
Organism: Chelonia mydas (Green sea turtle)
Lineage: Eukaryota; Metazoa; Chordata; Testudines; Cheloniidae
Gene: ANKRD34B
Product: ankyrin repeat domain 34B
Exons: 3
Coding region: 955-2502 (515 amino acids)
Molecular function (GO): protein binding
Source: RefSeq, a predicted model, not a curated record
AGUGGUAGCAGUUUAAACAGGCGGAGGGGGCAGGUAGAGGGGAGGGGUGGCCAAUGGCAGGUGGCCUUUGAUAACGCUGAGGAGGGAGGGGGCAGGUUUCCGGCAGCAAGUAGCUGUUUAGAAGCGGGUAAGCAGGGAGGUGAGACCUGGUCCUUUAACAUACGGGGGAGGAGAGGCAAGGUGGGUGCAGCCGGUGAGGCGUUGUCACGGGGCGUCUAGACCCCAGGGGUAGGUAGGUGACCGGUGCCGGGGAGCAGCGCAGGGGCGGCCAACACGUGUCCGUUCAGGGGACAGAGCCGUUUAGCCCGCCGGGGGAGCGGGCAGGGGCCGUCAGGACGCUGCAGGAGGCGGCUAGUAGAGGCGAGGUUGGGGGCGCUGCCCACUCCAGCCGUCCUGGUCUGUCCCUCGGGCCCUUGAGGGCUCAGCGCUGCCCCCGCCGCCUCCGACACCGGCUCGCACCGCACCCCAGCACACGCACCGUUCCGGGCUGUGCCACGGGGCGGGGGCGGGCAGCGGCGCUCGGGCGGGGAAACGUCGCCGCUGCUCCCCUUGCGGGGGGCUGGGCGCGCUGCGCAGAGCGCGGGGGCGGCCGUUGCGGAGGCAGCUGGGGCGGGAGGAGGCAAGUGGCAAAGCAGCAGCAGCGUGAGGCGUCUCCAGAGCUGGGGCUCUCUGCUGCCGCUGCCGCGCUGAAUUCCUGUGCACAGAGCUCGGCUCAUCCUCCGCCGGGCUCCCGGGGGCGGGAGACGCGCCUGUCCCGCAGGUGUUUGUUUUCUUUUAGAGUUGAUAUUAUAUGCUGAGGCACUUGAUCCUUCUCAGUCCAGUGAGCCCCAAGAUGGAUGAAACAUACUGUAUGUCACGCAAAUACUGCUAUUUCAGCCUAAGGAGUGUAUUUUCAAAGCAGCACAAGGAUGGUGUUGUUUUCAACAGCUAGGGAAGAACAAGGGCAAGACUGGUAUGAUGGAUGAAACAGUAGAGGUAUCAAUUGAUGGUAACUCCCUUAUAAAAGCUGUCUAUCAAAGCAGACUUCGCCUCACAAGACUGUUGUUAGAAGGUGGAGCAUACGUUAAUGAGAGUAACGACCGAGGUGAAACACCUUUAAUGAUUGCUUGUAAGACACAGCAUGUGGACCAGCAGAGUGUUAGCAAAGCAAAAAUGGUUAAAUAUUUGCUGGAAAAUAAGGCAGAUCCAAAUAUACAGGACAAAUCUGGAAAGACAGCCUUGAUGCACGCAUGCUUGGAAAAGGCUGGCCAUGAAGUGGUUUCUUUGUUGCUGAAAAAUGGAGCUGACCUAAGUCUGCAAGACCAUACUGGUUACUCUGCACUUGUUUAUGCAGUAAACUCUGAAGACCGAGAGACCCUGAAAGUUCUCCUAAAUGCUUGUAAAGCAAGAGGAAAAGAAGUAAUCAUCAUUACAACAGACAAGUCUCCAUCUGGAAGGCAGACAACUAAACAGUACUUAAAUGUGCCUCCUACUGACAUUGAGGAAUGCCAUUCUCCAACUGCCUGCACUUCCCCAUCAGAAAUAGAACUUAAAACAUCUCCACUUUCAAAUUCAUGUGAAACAGAAAAAACUCUUUUUAGCUUUAAAGAACCAGAUCAGCCUGGAAGCAUGGAAAAUAUAUCUGAGCCAGUCUCUCCUACUAGAAAACCAAAUUUAACACAUGUAGGACCCAAGCUGGCACAAGUGCAGCGUCUGCAUUCUGAGUCUUGGAUAAAAAGCUCUCUGUUCCAUCAGAAUAAAAUUUCCUCUUUACAAGAAGAACUUCAGGAUAUAACUCCAGAGGAAGAACUGUCUCUGAAAGUCAAUGGACUAGCCUUAUCUAAGAGAUAUAUUACUAGACACCAAAGCAUUGAUGUAAAAGACCCUGCUCAUUUGUUGAAAAUCUUUGAUGAAACUGGCUCAAAAAGGUUGUCAUAUGAGGAGAUAAAUUCUCAGUCACCUUAUCCUGAGAGAAACCAUAGCCAGAGUGAAAUUCCUGUAGAUCAGGAUUCAGAUUCAGUCCAAAUGAGAUUUGUUUCAACCCUGAGAAGUAUUAUUCAAAAAAGACGUUUAGGGGCAAAUCACUACAGCUCUGAUUCUCAACUAACUACUAGUCUGAGUCCUGCUACCACAGAAGAUAGCAAAUCACUUCUAGGAAAGAAAAAGAUUCUCUCUCCUUCUCCCUCCUUGUUAUCAAGUUCCAGAGAAUUGCUAGAGAACAUGCCUCCUGGUCCACUGAACAGGAGAAACCAUGCUGUUUUAGAGAGACGAGGGUCAGGAGCCCUCUCUUUAGAUCAUAUUGCCCAAACUAGGCCAGGUUUCCUUCCACCUUUAAAUGUGAAUCCUCAUCCUCCAAUUCCAGAUAUUAGUUUUAGCAACAAGAUUUCUGGAAUUGUUUCUUUGGGACAAAAAACCCUAAUUCCAACAGCACCUGCAUUUCCCAAGGAGUUCAAAAGUAACAAAAUGUUGGUAAGGAGGCAGUCAUUACAAACUGAACAGAUUAAGCAACUCGUGAAUUUUUAAUAGGGUACUAAAGUGUUAACAGAUUUAUACAACAUGUACAUACUUGCAGCUUUAUUCAUUUGGAAUAAAUAUACCCCAAAGCAGAGAGCCCACACAAGGUCCUCUGCACAACAGAGGCCCUUAACAUGGGACUCUUGGAUGAGUUUCAUCUUAGAUUUAGCUAAUAAGUGUGUUCAGCUAAAUUUACUCUGCUGCUGUAAUCUGCAAAAUGACAAAUUAUAUUUUCACCAUAUUUUUCAUAAUAGAAAACUAAAACUCUAUGGACCUGAUUCUCUGUGUCCCCAUACUUCGUGAGUCAUUGACACAAAACACUUAUAUUCUGAUUUGAUAGCAUUUUACACUCAGUUUGUACUCACUUUGCAUAGAUGUAAGUGACUACAUAAAGUGCAGGGCAAUGGAGAAUUAGAUUAUAUGAUAGCUAUUCUCCUCUACCUAUAUUGAUGGAACUAUUAUCAGGAGCUGAUUAGUAGGACUUACAAGCCCCUAAGGAGCAGAGAACAGGCUUAAUGUGGGAAAAUUAUACAAAAUAGCUACAAUUCUAAAGUAAAACAGACUACAAAACUGAUACAAAAUAAUGUACAAUUCAUGUUUUUAUUAAGCAACAGCUUCAAUUUAAUUCAAUCAAUAACAGAAUAUUUCUGAAUUAUUGCUUUUAAAUACUGCAUAUUAAAUAAUGGAGUAACUUAUUAAAGAAAUAGAUAACUGUUUCAUCAUGAGCUGGACUAAAAUAUCAUACUUUAAGAUUGCCAACGUGUAUGUUUCUUUCCCACUUAAAGUUCAGACUCUGCUUUUGUCUUUUUUUUUUUUUUUAAUACAAAUUUUACGGAUACUCUAGGAUUUGGCUCUUAUAUGGCACUUUUAUCAUCUCACUUCUAAAAGUCUAUACAUUUUAAAAUUUUAUUUUCACAUACUUCAUACAAAUCGUUUAUUCUUAUUAACAUGGUGGUUGUGAAUUAUACUGAAACUGGAUACUUGCUUCUAGAAAUAUCCAGUAGAUAUUUGUGGUGUUGUAGCUUUAGUCCUAAUCCAAAUAGUAUUACAAAAUGUUUUCUAACAGAAAAAAGUUAGCUUUGUGCCAUCAGUAUAAGUAUAUUUAUUAUCUAUUUGAAAUUUACAAUCUCUAUCAUCCCCUUUGUUGCAAAAACACUUCCUCCCUUGGAGAAGGCAAUACUAGCCCCAUGGAAAGGAUAAGAGCAUAGUUUGCAUUCAUGCAGAACCUAAUAAUCUGUAGCAAAUGCUAGCCUCAACCCCCCUAGAUUUUAGAGCAUGGCAUUAGCUCUUCUACACCCUGAGCUGGGCCCCCUAAUCCAUGGUAGCAUGAUUGGCUGGUUGGCCAGGUGAUAUUCUCAUGGGUUGCUAGCCCCUGGCUAUGUCGCAGCCCUCCUAAGAAGAGCUAGGAUGAGAACUGAAGCCAUUGAUAUAAAUUUAGUGCAUUAACUUCAAAAGGAUUUUCCACAUUAAACUGUGGUUUUAAAGGUGACUGUGUCACCUAAAGUGACUUCUCUUUGACUACUCCACUUAAAAUUCCAUGGAGCCUCAAAUGUAUAGGGACUACUGGUGGUUGAGGGGAGUACACACUGUAAAGAUCUGCUCCCUCCUUUCUACCAUAUCUAACUCCAUUCAAGCAUGAUUACCGCAUUUUUCCUUAACUCUGCACCAUGCAGGGGACAUAGACUUCCGCUCUGAAAAAUGUUUGUGCUUGCUUGUUUUUUGUGAACAGCUUUUUUUUCAAAGCCAGCUUUUUGAUCCAGACCAUUCUUCCAAUGAAAAGCUCUUGUCACUUGCAGUUUGAUAGGAAAACUAUCUUCUGUAUACACAGAAAUCAACUAUAAAAGGAUGUUAAGAUUGCCAAGUCAAGCACUCAAAAGUUAAGAAAUUCCAGAAUUAAGGUUGUCCAUGGUAUUCAUAGCACUGGCUGACAGCAGAGGAAUUUUCAGACUCAGGAAUCGUAGGACUGGAAGGAACAUUGGGAGGUCUUCCAGUCCAGUUCCCUGCACUCAAGGCAGGACUAAGUAUUUCUCUAACCUGCUAUAAAAAAUCUCUAAUGAUGGAAAUUUCACAACCUCCCUGGAUAAUUUAUUCUAGUACUUAGCUUCCCUGACAGUUAGGAAGUUUUUCCUAAUGUCCAGCAUAAACCGCCCUUGCUGCAAUUUAAGCCCAUUAGGAACAUAAGAACAGCCAUACUGGGUCACACCAAAUGUCCAUCUAGCCCAGUAUCCUGUCUUCUGACAAUGGCCAAUGCCAGAUGCCCCAGAGGGAAUGAACAGAACAGGUAAUCAUCAAGUGAUCCAUGCCCUGUCGCCCAUUACCAGCUUCUGGCAAACAGAGGCUAGGGAUACCAUCCCUGCCCUUCCUGUCUAAUGGCCAUUGAUGGACCUAUCCUCCAUGAAUUUAUCUAGUUCUUUUUUGAACCCUGUUAUGGUCUUGGCCUUCACCACAUCUUCUGGCAAAGAGUUCCACAGGUUGACAGUGCGUUGUGUGGAAAAAAUACUUCCUUUUGUUUUUAAACUUGCUGCCUAUUAAUUUCAUUUGGUGACCCCUAGUUCUUGUUAUGUGAAAGAGUAAAUAACGGUUCCUUAUUUACCUUCUCCAAACCAGUCAUGGUUUUAUAGACCUCAAUCAUAUCCCCCCUUAGGUGUCUCUUUUCCAAGCUGAAAAGUUCCAGUCUUAUUAAUUUCUCUUCAUAUGGAAGCCGUUCCAUACCCCUCAUGAUUUUUGUUGCCUUUUCUGAACCUUUUCCAAUAUAAAUUUUUUUGAGAUAAGGCAACCACAUCAGCAUGCAGUAUUCAAGAUGUGGGUGUGCCAUGGAUUUAUAUAGAGGCAAUCUAUUUUCUGUCUUUUCUAUCCAUUUCUUAAUGAUUCCCAAUGUUCUGGUCACUUUUUUGACUGCCGCUGCACAUUGAGUGGAGUGCUUCUUGUCCUAUCCUCGGAGGUUAACAAGAACAAUUUUUCUUCCUCCUCCUUGUAACAACCUUUUAUGUACUUGCAAACUGUUAUGUCCCCUGUCUUCUCCUUUCCUGACUGAAAAAAUUGGAUUUGUUUAAUAUUCCCUCAUAGGUAAUGUUUUCUAGACAUUUAAUCAUUGUUCUCCUCUGGACUUUCUUUAAUUUGUCCACAUCUUUCCUGAAAUGUGGUGCCCAGAAGUGGACACAAUACUCUAGUUAAGGCCUAAUCAGCACGGAGUAGAGCAGAAGAAUUACUUCUCAUUUCUUGCGUACCAUACUCCUGCUAAUACAUCCCAGAAUGGCGUUUGCUUUUUUUGCAACAGUAUUACACUGUUGACUCCUAUUUAGCUUAUGAUCCAUUAUGACCCCCAGAUCCCUUUGUGCAGUACUCCUUCCUAGGCAGUCAUUUCCUAUUUUGUAUGUGUGUAUUUGAUUGUUCCUUCCUAAGUGGAGUACUUUGCAUUUGUCCUUAUUGAAUUUCAUCCUAUUUACUUCAGACCGUUUCUCCUGUUUGUCCAGGUCACUUUGAAUUUUAAUCCUGUUCUCUAAAGCACUUGUACCCCCUCUCAUCUUGGUAUCAUCUGCAAACUAUAAAUGUACUUUCUAUGCCAUAAUCUAAAUCACUGAUGAAGAUAUUGAACAGAACUGGGUCCAGAAUUGAUCCCUCUGGGACUUCACUUGAAGCUUGACUGUGUGAACCACUGAUAACUACUCCCUGGGAAUGGCUUUCCAACCAGUUUAUGCUUAGAGUAGCUCUAUCUAUGAAGUGAGCUGUAGCUCACAAAAGCUUAUGCUCAAAUAAAUGUUAGUCUCUAAGGUGCCACAAGUACUCCUUUUCUUUUUGCGAAUACAGACUAACACGGCUGCUACUCUUAAAUCUAUCUAUGUUGUUUUUCCCUAGUAUGUUUAUGAGAAGGUUGUGUGAGACAGUAUCAAAAGCCCUACUAAAGUCAAGAUAUAUUGCAUAUACUGCUUCCCCCUAAUCUACAAGGCUUGUUAUCCUGUCAAAAGACAGCUAUUUGGUUGGUUAGACGUGAUUUGUUCUUGACAAAUCCAUGCUGAUGAUUACUUAUCAACUUAUCUUCUAGGUGUUUGCAAUUUGACUGCUUAAUCAUUUGCCCCAUUAUCCUUCUAGGUACUGAUGUUAAACUGACUGGUCUAUAAUUCUCUGAAUUGCCCUUAUUUUGCUUUUUAUAGAUUAGCACUAUAUUGGCUCUUUUCCAGUCCUCUGGAAUCUCUCCCAUCUUCCAUGACUUUUUGACAAUAAUCACUAAUGGCUCAGACAUCUCCUCAGUCAGCUUCUUGAGUAUUCCAGGCUCUAUUUCAUCAGGCCUUGGUGAUUUGAAGAAAUCUAGCUUGUCUGGAAGAUCUGCGUACCUCCAGGCAUACGAGUAGCCCCUGGCUGAAAACCACUGUUCUAAACAACUGAACAAUCUCUCAUAAUGGGAAUUGUCAGCGCCAUCUAUAGUGAAGGUUGCUUAUCAGCUCUACUUAUAAUACGCUAAGAUUGGAUCUCUUAGCAAUUCUGUAAAAAUGGUAUUGUGAAGUCCAACAUUUUUGUUUUGAAAUGAUUCAAUAUCAAACUUGCUCAGUAUACAAAUGAGGAUGCUUUUGUUAAACUACAAGUCUUACAAACUCCGCCAGCCAAGUCAAGCUGAGUUCUUUCCUUCAUAUGUAUAGUCACUGGUAUAAAAGACUAGUAGGAUAAAUUAGGUCUUUAGUUAAACCUGUGCAACACAGGUGACUUCAAAUUAAGUCCCUACUGCCAUCUGAGUAUCCUUAUUGCUUAAGAGGGUUGGUAUAGGUGUAACUAAAUUGGAAUUUUCUAAAAAUUGGGAAUAGAGCCCAGCUCUCCUGAAUCCCAGUCCAGUGCUGCAUCUCCUACCAAAUACUGCAAGAGAAUACGACUCAGAAUACAAAUAUGGAAGAAAUAUGUUGAGCAGCAUUGUACCACUUUUUCAGUAAUUUUUCUGAACAGGUUAACAUUUUUAAAGGUGUAAUGUAGUCCUUCAAAAUUAUUAGGCUCCUAUGCUAUGUAUCACAUGCACACUUAAAGAUGAUCUCCAAAAGAUUUUUAUUUUAAAAUUUCCACUUGUUGAGUGGGGGUUUGUUUUGCUUCAUUAUGAUGGUUAGAGAGCCCUGGGAGGUUUUCUUUUUUACAUUUUUUUUUUUCUGCCUGAUAUUUUUACCUUUGGAAUAUUCAGAAUGUCAAGUGUAAUGAUCUGAGUUUUCUAGAAGAACUUUGGAAAGUUUCAGACAUGUUUAUGGUGAAUUCUGAACACUCUUAUUGAAGGGGCAUGGAUAUUGAAUAUUUAACAACAGUUUCCUUUAUCCAAAAUGUUAAGUACCAAUUGAAGUUAACCAGGUGUUUAGUUUAAUAAAAAAAAAAAAACUCAAACACUAACUCCUCCCCCUCACCCCCCUUUAGUGGCUCAACUUUUACUUUUUUGGUGCUUGUAAUUUUAAAAAUUGCACUUGGUCCCCAGUUACCACAGAAUCUUUUAUCUUAGAUAAAACUUAAAUUUCUAUUAUAAAAAACAAACAGCAAAAACUCUACCUUUAAAAUAAAACACAAAACUGCUUUCAGGUUGUCUUUAUAUGUAGCAAAGACACACUUUUUUUUUUUCUUUUUUUUCUUUUUCCCCGUUUGCAGGUUACUUUUUAAAAGUGAGUUUGACAUGGCUAAGUCCUGAAGGGGUACAGGGUAAAAUAACUUAAAGAAGUUAGCUUACAGUUUUAAAAUUUCAUUACUGCUUUUCCUAGAAAUCCUUGUCUUUGAUAAGAAUAAUGGUGUAUUGUAUGGAUUAUGUAAUAACAAUUAAAAAUGGAACCGUAAAAUCCUUUAAGCUUUCUACAGUUUCAUUUUUAAGAGACAAAGCGAGCUUUUCAUAACACCAAAAUAACAAAUUUUCUUUAAAGGAUUCUCACUUUUAAGUGUUGUACUGCCACAGAUACAGCAGAAUUCCCCUUUUUGCCCUUGUGAGGCAGUGGUAAUUCAGGAUGAGUCAGGAUCUCCUUACGUGUAAAUAAGUGCCACUGUUGAAGAAGCUUCCAGUCUCUUGUUAGAAAUUAAGCAUGGAGCUCUCCACAGGAACUGUGACCUUUUAUCACCAUCCAUCUGCUUCAACUGUUUUGGGAAUUCUGUCAUGGUCUCCCCAGUUUCCAAUCAACCCAGUUAGUUAUAGGCCUGAUGUUUUGGGACUCUAAGAAUAUAUCUACAAUGCAGCUGGGAGCAUGCUUCCCAGCAAUGUUAGACAGAUACACAAGCUACCAUACUAAAAGUAGCAAUAUGGCUGUGGUGUCAUGGAUGGUAGCUCUGAGUAGCUGUCUUAGUAUGUACCGAGGGGAUCAGGCAGACUUGUACUCAGGGAACUAGUCUAAGCCACAGCCCAUGCUGCCGCUGCCACUGCCAUGCAGCUAUUUUUAGCAUGAUAGCUCAAGCAGAGCCAGCACCUGUCAGUCAGCCUAUGCUGGGAAACAUGCUCCCAGCUGUAGUGUAGACAUAACCAAGGAGGCCCUGGCUUUAUUUUGCCAUUCUUUCCAAUCAAGCUAGCUUUGAUACAUUCCUUGGAGCACUUAAGUUUUUUGCUUUGGACUUGAUGUUUUUUGUAAUCCCAUUUUGGUGCUUUUGGGUCAUAGCUUUGACAUUUUUUUCUCCCUAGUGUUUUGGCAUAUCAGUAAACUUCCAGUGUUCACUGCUCCUGUGGCCUCCUAUUUCAGCUAUGUUUGGUGCAUUUAUUUUCAGUUCUCUCCGUGCCUCCCACCUUGAUCUUUAGAUGUUCUAAUUCGAACACUUCAAAACCUUAUAUAACUUUAUACUAUAUACAUUUUCCCCCAAGAUGUAAUGCUCCUCUUCUUGCAAUAAAAGGGGGAAGUAGCCCAAAGCCUUUUGGAAGUAUGAUUGUGGUCCAAGAUGCUUCCUUAGGGGAAGACAGCAUGAGGGCCUAACCGUCUCUAUCAAUAAAGGGCUAUUUCUUCCUCAUAUGUUUUCACUUCAAGCACUAUUAGUUGUAUUACAGUAGCACUUAAGGCCCCCAGUGAAGUUUGCAGACUCAUUGUGGUAGGUACUGUAAAAACAGAUUUCAGAGUAGCAGCCGUGUUAGUCUGUAUUCGCAAAAAGAAAAGGAGUACUAGUGGCACCUUAGAGACUAACCCAUUUAUUUGAGCAUAAAUUGGUUAGUCUCUAAGGUGCCAUUAGUACUCCUUUUCUUUUUGUAAAACCAGAGUAAGAGAGAGUCCCUGCCCUGAAGAUCUUGCAUUCUAUUCCAGGAAGAACAUGGUUCCUCAGCACAAAUUGUUCUUGGAAGGCUUCAGAAUGUUUAGGUAGUCUGCUACUUACAACAGCUUCCAGGGACCUCCCUCUCAUAUAGAGACUGUGGGCCUUUCACUCACUUGGCCUAGAUUCUCUGAUUUAUGACCCGCGUAAUAUUCAGUAGAGCUACUCAACCUGGUGUCCAAGAAAGACCUCCAUAGUGUCCCUUCUUGUCCCUCUCAGAAAGCUCUUGGGAGCCUCAGGAAGACACAUUGCUGGAAAUCCUGUUUUCUUGGUGUGGGUACAUGUUCCCCGCUCUGGAUAAUCAAAAACAUUUGAAAAGUGUCUAAGAAUCAGUUCAUAUCACCAUUUGAGUAUGGGAGUCACACUGGUCAUGGUAAAAUAUCCGAAGUCCUCGGUUGUCAGGAGACCAUUGAAGCCUGGGUAGAUAUGACUUGACUCAAAGCCUUCCUCCCUCAGUACAGGCUCUAAGAUAUCACCUGUCUAGCAAAAAGGAUUUGUCCAAGGCAGCAGGUGUUAUCUUACUGUGCUACAACUGAUGAGUGUGAUGUCAACAACAAUUUUGAUAUUAUCCACAAGACAAUCUCCAUGGACCCUGAGAUUCCAGUGCAAGCAAGUUAUGUCACAUUACAUCCCAGCAACUAAUGGCAAUCAGGGGCAAUCUCCAUUUACAGCUGGACUUCCAAAUUCAACUAGUACUCAUUGUAGUGACUACUGCAUUUAGCCUGGAAUGGAGAGUCAAUGUAAAGGAUCUGUCAGUGGGGUGUCCAGGAAAAGUUACUGAAUAAUAAGUAAUUUUUACAGUUGGCUUACAGGAAGAAACUGUAUUUCCUUAGCACUUUAGAAACUGGCUAGAAGGAACCCGUAUCUUCUGCUGAGCUAUUUCAGACAGACAAAAGCCUUAAUGUUAGGGGAGUUCUGCCCUGUACCUACCAUGUUGGGAGCACAAAACCCAAGAGUGAUAUUUCAGUGAAGAGAUAUUUUCAGUGCUGGGUAAGUAAUUUUCUAUGUAAUCAAUUAGCUAAAGUUAUCUUCACAGUACAACUUUAGGCCCAAUUCUCAACUUAGUUCAAUGGUGUAAAUCAAGAAUAACCCUACUUAAGUCAAUGGAAUUACUCUGCCAUAAAACCCAUGUAAGACAGAGGAGAAUUAGCCCAUUUUGUCAAUCAUUCAAGGCCGGGGUGGGCAAACUACAGCCAGGGGGCCACAUCUGGCCCUCGUGUUCCUGCUGGGAAGUGGGGUCCAGGGUUUGUCCUGCACCGGUGCUCCAGACGGGGAGCGGGGUUGGCGUCUUGCCCCACUCCACAUGACUCCCGGCAGCAGCGGCAUGUUCCCCCUCCACUUCCUAUGUCUAGGGGCAGCCAGGGGGCUCUGCAUGCUGCUCCCACAGCUCCCAUUAGCUAGGAACAACAGCCAGUGGGAGCUGCAGGGGUGGUGUCUGCGGAUGGGGUGGUGCCUGCGGACAGGGCAGCAUGCAGAAACACCUGGCCGCACUUUUGUGUAGGGGCUGGAGGGAGGACAUGCCACUGUUUCUGGGAGCUGCUUGAGGUAAGCACUGCCCAGAUCCUGCCCCCCAACCCUCUUCCAUGCUCCAACCCCCUGACCCCCCUCCAGCCCUCCAAACCCCUUAUCCCCAGCCCCACCCCAGAACCCAUACCCUCAGACAGAGCCCUCCUGCCCUCCUGCACCCCAAUUUCAUGAGCAUUCAUGGCCCGCCACACAAUUUCCAUACCCAGAUGUGGACCUCGGGCCAAAAAGUUUAUCCACCCCUGAUUUAAGGGAAUGUACACAGAAAAAGGAAAGUGUUUGUUUAUUUUUUAAUAUAUUAGCCACUCAUUUUUAAGUGGUGAUAAAGAUAACUAUUUGGGGAUUUUGUAACAUACCUAACUCUUUAAACAUUGGAUUAAAUUCUGUAUGUAAGUCUAACCCCUAAAUGAACGUUCCCUUUUAAAAACUGUUUCUCAGACAGGUUCCUGUCUUAAGAUUUCCUUUAUGUUUAAGAGCAUUCAAACAUCAUGGAAUUACUAAGUGCUUUUGACUUUAACGACUUCCAGUGAUUUGAGCUGUGCUACAAAUACGGCCCUACCAAAUUCACAGCCAAGAAAAAUGCAUCACAGACCAUGAAAUCUAGUUCACACCCCUGCUCCCUGAAAUCUGGUCUUUUGUGUGCUUGUACCCUAUACUAUACAGAUUUCACAGGGGAGACCAGUGUUUCUCAAAUUGGGGGUCUUGACACAAAAGGGAGUUGCAGGGGGGUUGUAAGGUUAUUUUAGGGGGCAUGGUGUUGCCACUCUUACUUCUGUGCUGCCUUCAGAGCUGGGCAGCUGGAGAGUGGCAGCAGUUGGCCAGACUCCCAGCUCUGAAGGCAGAGUUGCCAUCAGCAGCAGUGCAGAAAUAAGGAUGAUGAUACCAUACCAUGCCACCCUUACUUCUGUGCUGCUGCCUUCAGAGCUGGGCGGCCGCUGACUGAGGGUCCGUCUCUGCAGGCAGCAGCACAGAGGUAAGGGUAGCAAUAUACCAUGCCAUCAUUAUUUCUGGCUUGCUGCUGGCAGCAGCUCUGCCUUCAGAGCUGGGUUCCUGGCCAGCAGCCACUGCUUUCCAGCUGCCCAGCUCUGAAGGCAGCGCCACUGUCUGGAGCAGUGCAAAAGUAAGGCUAGCAGUACUGCAACCCCCCCUACAAUAACAUUGUCACGUCCCACAACUCCUUUUUGGGUCAGGGCCCCUACAAUUACAACACUGUGAAAAUUCAGAUUUAAAUAGCUGAAAUAAUGAAAUUUAUGAUUUUCAAAAUCCUAUGACCAUGAAACUGACCAAAAUGGACUGCGAAUAUGAUAGGGCCCUAACUGUAAACUUGCCAUGUGUACUUUCUUGCAGAAUGUGAACACUGGGUAAAAUAUUUUAUUAAAACAGAUCAUAUAAUAAAUCAAAUUAAGUA